AUGUGGGUCCUGGCCUGCCUCCUCGCCGCUCUAAUGGGGAUCCAGGCUGUUGAGCGGCUGCGCCUGGCAGAUGGCCCCCACGAGUGCGCUGGCCGGCUGGAGGUGUGGCAUGCAGGGCGCUGGGGGACGGUGUGUGAUGACGGCUGGGACCUGCGGGAUGCCGCUGUGGCCUGCCGGGAGCUGGGCUGUGGGGGAGCGCUGGCUGCCCCCGGCGGCGCCUUCUUUGGGGAGGGCGCGGGGCCAGUGUGGCUCAGCGAACUGGCCUGCCGGGGCAGCGAGGGACAGCUGGGCCUGUGCCCCCACCGUGGCUGGAAGGCUCACAUCUGCUCUCACGAGGAGGAUGCAGGCGUUGUCUGUGCAGGCCAGCGCGUGGCGGCAAAUUCCAGGGACGAGUCAGCCCCCAUUGUGGAUGGGGACCUGUGGCUGGGGCUGUCCAGGGAGUUCAGCCUGGGGUCUGAGGUGCCCCCCACGACUUCUGCCCCCCAGCCGGUAGGGAGCCCCCAGAACAGUGGUGGCUCCCGGAAGAAGAGCCCCCGGCCACCCAAGCAGGCCAAGUCCACCAGGGCUCCUGUGCUGACCACUGGGGCCCCCCGCCAAGAACGGCUGCGGCUGGUCUCAGGUACCCACGGCUGUGUGGGCAGGCUGGAGGUGUGGCACGCAGGACGCUGGGGAACAGUGUGUGACGAUGGCUGGGACCUGCGGGAUGCUGCUGUGGCCUGCCGGGAGCUGGGCUGUGGGGGGGCACUGGCUGCCCCUGGAGGUGCCCGAUUCGGCCCAGGCUCAGGGCCGGUGUGGAUGGACGACGUGGGGUGUGGAGGUGGAGAGCAGGCCCUCCGUGACUGUCCUCGCAGCCCCUGGGGUCGGAGCAACUGUGACCACAGCGAGGACGCAGGGCUGGUCUGCACUGGACCAGCACCCCGGCUGCGCCUUGCCGACGGCCCCCACGGCUGUGCAGGCCGACUGGAGGUGUGGCACGCUGGGCGCUGGGGGACAGUGUGUGAUGACGCCUGGGACCUGCGCGAUGCUGCGGUUGCCUGCCGGGAGCUGGGGUGCGGGGCUGCGCUGGCUGCCCCCGGAGGUGCCUUCUUUGGGGAGGGGGCUGGGCCCAUCCUCCUGGAUGACCUUCGGUGUCGAGGCAAUGAGACGGCCUUGAGAUUUUGCCCUGCCCGGGCCUGGAGCCAGCAUGACUGUCACCACCGGGAAGACGCCGGGGCUGUGUGUGAUGGCAUGCCCCUUGGCUAUGUCCCCCCCACAACCCCAGCAGUGGGCAACAACAAUUUAACCUCCAGGGCUCUGCCCCACACGGUGACCCAGACCCCGUGGACAACUGGCAUCUCACCCCCUGCAUCCUCCCCUACUACCCCUCCUGAGCCCGGACCAGCAGCCGGGUCACCCCACCUGCGCCUGGUGGCUGGACCCAGCAGAUGCUCAGGCCGUCUGGAGGUGUGGCACGCAGGACGAUGGGGGACGGUGUGUGAUGACAGCUGGGACCUGAGGGACUCAGCAGUGGUCUGCCGGGAGCUGGGUUGCGGAACGGGUCGGCAGCCAGACCCCCCUGCUGGUCGUUUUGGCUGGGGUGCAGGCCCCAUCUGGCUGGAUGAUGUGGCCUGUGUGGGGACUGAGGCUUCACUCUCCAACUGUCCUGCUGCUCCCUGGGGGAAGCACAACUGUGCUCACAAUGAGGAUGUUGGAGUCACCUGCACUGGGACCCCUGGCCUGGACUCCAUCUCAGAUCCAUUCAGCUGGAGCUGGAUCCCUGAACUAGGUAGAGAUCGGGAUGGUUGGCUCCCGAGGGAGCUGGCCACCAAGCCCUCUGCUAGGCUGAUUCCUAGUGCUCCUGAGAAAACAACCGCUAAGGCCCCAGGGAAAAUGCCCAAGAAUACUAAGAAGUGGGUGACAAAAAAUGCAAGAAGACCAACCACUCAACCUCCUGUGAUGCCAACCACUAAAUACUUCAGGGGCUUGGGCACACAAAAUCCCCUAGAACUAACCUCACGGACCACCACAACCAAGACCACUGAGGCCUCUCGAAGAUCACCCUCUGAGUUUACCACAAGGCUGACCACUGAGGCCCCCCACAGAUCGACCUCAUAUACCACAGCAACGCUGAUGCCUCAGGCCUCCCGAGAACUGACCUCUAGGACCUUGGCCACACUGACCACUCAGGGCCACCAAGAAAUGACCUCUGAGGCCACUAUCAAGCAGAUCCCUCAGGCCUCCACAGAGCCAUCCUCUGAGAUCCCAGCAGAGGGAUCUCCAGAGUCAUCCAAAGACCCCUCCCCACUCCCCACUGGCACCACCACUGGGGAAUCAGGCCCCUUCUGGGUUCGUCUGGCCGAUGGACCCAACCGGUGUGCUGGCCGGCUAGAAGUGUGGCAUGCUGGACGCUGGGGGACAGUGUGCGAUGACAACUGGGAUCUGCGGGACGCUGCUGUGGCCUGCUGGGAACUAGGCUGUGGAAGGGUCCAGCCCCGAGUGGGCAAAACCCACUACGGCCCGGGGACCGGGCCCAUCUGGUUGGAUGACAUGGGCUGCAAGGGCAGUGAGGCAUCGCUGAGCGACUGCCCUGCUGGAGCAUGGGGGAAGCACAACUGUGACCAUGAGGAAGACGUGGGGCUCACCUGCACUGGCUACACAGAAGAUGAGGAUUAUCCCCCCUGGACCUGGGACCCCACCUCAGGAGAGGACCUGACGAAGGGAACCACCACUGCAGGGGCACCUGGACUAACUCUCUCCUGGGGCACCACUAGGAGCACUGGGGCCCCCUCCUCCCCAGCAACAAGGCACCUUCCGGACACAGGUGACAAGAACGAUUAUGGACUUUCUUGGACGUGGGACACACCUUCUAGAGGGGACCUGGCCAAGGGCACCCCCACUGCACGCAUACCUGGACUCACUCUCACCACUGGCACCACCAGGAGCCCAGGCCACCCCUUUCCAACACCAAGGGUCCAUGGGGACACAGGUUCCGCUACGAAGCCGUGGUCCGAGCGCCGACUGCGACCCACUGCAGCGAGGACAGCGCUCCCCACCCCUUCCCCAGCUCCCCCCGCCUCACCGGGGCUUCCUGGCCCACCGCUGACCUCUGAUUCUGCCCCCCAGGUGACCUCUGAGCCAUCAGCUUCAAGGCAGGAGGUCACCUCCUACCCUCCUGACACUUCGCCACCGACCAUUAACCCUGCCUCCUGGAUGAACCCUGACCUCGCUUCGGCAACUCCUGACCUUGCUUUGUCCACUCAUGAUUCCACUGUGGUUUCAGACCUGACUCCGGAGCUCUCAUCCACCCCACCACCCACCUUGCCCAAAGAGCUGACCUCUGACCCGUCUGCACCUGCCAAGCUGACCACUCUUCCCCCUACCUCAGAGCUGACCCCAGAAUCUCACACAACCCCAGACUUGGACACAACUUCAUACCCCGACACAAUCCCAGAAUCUUCCAGAUCCCCAGACCCCUCCACAAGCCCUCACCCCACCACAAGCCCUCACCCUACCACCACCACCACUCGCCCCACCACAAGCCCUCACCCCACCACAAGCCUUCACCCCACCAUCACCACCACUCACCCCACCACAAGCCCUCACCCCACCACCACCACCACAAGCCCUCACCCCACCAUCACCACCACUCACCCCACCACAGGCCCUCACCGCACCACCACCACUCACCCCACCACAAGCCCUCACCCUACCACCACCACCACUGACUCCAUCACAAGCCCUCACCCCACCACCACCACUCACCCCACCACAAGCCGUCACCCCACCACCACAACUCACCCCACCACAAGCCCUCACCCCACCAGCACCACUCACCCCAUCACCACAAGCCCUCACCCUACCACCACCACUCACCCUACCACAACCUCUCACUUCACUGUGACCCCUCACCCCAACACCACCACUGCUGGCCCCACCACAAUCCCUCUGCCCACCACAACUUCUGACCCCACCACAACACCUAUGAGCACUACUAAGUCCCUUCCAACCUCCUUACAGACAGAGCUUCCCUCUCCCACUCUAGCACUGGUGGUGAAGCCCAGCCUGUUCCCCCAGUUGACCUCUAUGGGGGCCCCUCACCCCUCCACAUCCCAGAUGCAGAGCCUAGGUCCUUCUCCAGCCUCGGAGUCCAGCCCCUCCAGGCCUUCUCCAGCCCCAAGCAUGGACCCACUGUCCACUGAGGACUUCAAACCACCCAGAAACCAGAGCUCCAAACUAACCUCUCCACCUACGCAGAACCCACUCUCAGCCUCUGAUUCCACCAUGAGUCCUGACCUCCACCUCUUCCCCACGGCCCACCCCUUGGAUCAACCUCCCCGUGAUCACGUCUCUCUAGGACAUACCCCUGGUCAAAGCCCAGGCCCCUUUGGCCCAUGCAUGGCCCCAACACCACCUGUAAGGGUCAUGGCUUGUGAGCCACCUGCCCUGGUGGAGCUGGUGGCCGCUGUGAGGGAUGUGGGUGCCCAGCUGCAGAGGCUGACUCAGGCCCUGGAGCAGGACCAGCAAGAGCGCCAGGCCUUGGGGCUGGGGCUGAGCCAGCUGGUGGAGGCCACCCAGGGUCUGCGGCAGUUGGGUGAGGUGGUGAGGAGACUGGCAGAGGUAGCCUGGCCCCUCAGCACAUCCUUGCCAACCACCACCUCCCCGGAGGAGGAGGAGGAGAGGCCUCUGAGGGGGGAUGUGUGA
Molecule: messenger RNA, 4680 nt
Organism: Trichechus manatus latirostris (Florida manatee)
Lineage: Eukaryota; Metazoa; Chordata; Mammalia; Sirenia; Trichechidae
Gene: SSC5D
Product: scavenger receptor cysteine rich family member with 5 domains
Exons: 14
Coding region: 1-4680 (1559 amino acids)
Biological process (GO): zymogen activation
Cellular component (GO): plasma membrane
Molecular function (GO): serine-type endopeptidase activity
Source: RefSeq, a predicted model, not a curated record